Messenger RNA from Cyphellophora europaea CBS 101466, 606 nucleotides. RefSeq lists its product as uncharacterized. The record is from RefSeq and is a predicted model, not a curated record. Bases 1 to 606 code for a protein of 201 amino acids. NCBI's taxonomy places the organism in Eukaryota, Fungi, Ascomycota, Eurotiomycetes, Chaetothyriales, Cyphellophoraceae. The transcript has a single exon.
AUGGGCUGCGGCUCCUCUUCCCUCAAAGGCGAAGGCCCGAGCGGCCUAGCCAACGACCAGCCCCAACCCAUCCGCAAGGUAGCCACCAACUUCUCCACCGUCAACUACGAUGCCGACACCUCCGACAACCGCAAGCGCCGCAUGACCGAGUACGCGCCCGAAGAAACCAUCCGCAACAAGUCCGAAGUCUCUGCCACCGCCCCCGUGCCCGGAGGAGUCAACCGACCAGCCACGCAGGACGACGACAUCGGCCCCGGCGGCGAAAAGGUCGAGCUCGAACCCUACCAGACGCUCAAUUCGAAUCGGGACAGCGCUGGAUUCUCUAACACGCCGUACCCGCACGAAACCGGCGCUGCUUCCUCAUCUCGUCCCAACGGGGUGAGCGACACCGAUGAAGUGGGUGGGCCUGACCCCACGUCGCACACGGCCAAGGACAAAUUCGCCGAGGCCAACGAUCCAAUUCAGAAUCAGAAUUCCGGCGGGUUGGCGGCGCCGGAGACGGCGCAGCAGGAGCGCAAACGCAGCUGGAUCGACAAGUUGAAGGGCGGCGGUGACAAGAAGGAGAUUAGCGAUGAGGACAUGAAGAAGGUGAGUAGUGAUGUUUGA